AUGAAUUUAUAAUAAUAAGAAAGACAAAGAGUCACUGAUAACUUAAGUUAAAUAUCUUAAUUGAGUACUAGAGCACCUACUAUUAUACCUUAAUAGUAGGAAUCAUUACCAUUUAUAUCCUAUACAACUGAAAAUGUUGAUAGAUAAUAAAAGCAAUAGGAAGAAAAUGAAAGAAAAUAAAAACUAAUGGCAGAAGCACGUAAAUUGAUGGUACCCACUUAAGAAAGUGAAAUCAAAUCAUAAUUACGAUAAUUAGGGUAACCAGUAACAUAUUUUGGUGAAAGUGCUGUUGAUAGAAGAUAGCGUUUACGAACAUUGUUAACAGAACAUUUAAUGUAAUAUGGUAGAUUACCUUAAUUUUUUAAACAAUAGAAUAAUCAUAAUAUGGGUAAUUUAGAGAAUGAAUAUUUCUUAUAUGAAGGAAUAGAAUAAUUAAGAGCUGCUAGAAUAGAAAUAGCUAAGUUAUCACUUCAUAAUGCAGCUCUAAGAGUUGAGAAAUAAAGAUUAAGAAGAUUAACUGUUGAUGCAUUAUUAGAAGAUUAAGAAGUAUUAGAUGAAAUGUAAAAAGUAAAUCAUUUUGCAAUAUAAAUGUCUUAAUUUGGUGAUUCUUCAGGAAUAUCUAGAUCAACUAUUAGUCCAAAUUAAAAAUAUCUUGCAACUGCUGGUGGAUCUGGAGAAUGUAAAUUAUGGGAUAUUGAAAAUGCAUCAUUAAAGUCAAGUUUUUUGGGACAUUUAACAAAAUGUCAUUCUAUUGCAUUUCAUCCUUAAUCAUUAUUAACAUUAUCUUCUUAAUCUUUUGCUAAUGUUGCAACUGCAUCAGCUGAUUUAUCAAUUAGAUUAUGGACAUUAGAUUUGGAUUAAGUAGAAGUAGAGAAUUUGGGAAUGUUAUAAAAAUCAAUUGUAUUGAAAGGCCAUGAAGACAGAAUAAAUAAAGUAAUAUUUCAUUAAGAUGGAAAAAGAUUGAUAAGUAUGGGUUUUGAUAAGACAUGGAGAUUAUGGGAUAUUGAAACUUAAACUGAAUUAAUGGUAUAAACUGGGCAUUCUAGAGCAAUAUAUUCAGGAACUUUACAUCCAGAUGGUUCAUUAUUAUUUACAGGAGAUUUAGGAGGAUUUGGAAUGGCAUGGGAUUUGAGAAUAGGUAAAGGUAUUUUACCAUUUGUUGGUCAUGUUAAAGGAAUAUUAGCUAGUGAUUUUAGUAUGAAUGGUUAUCAUAUUGCAACUGGAGGAGAUGAUAAUUUCAUAAGGGUUUGGGAUAUUAGAAGAAGAAAUGUAAUAGAAAAGAUACCUGCACAUAUUAAAUUAGUAAGUGAUUUAAAAUUUUAACCAAUUUAUAGUAAAUUCUUAAUUAGUGCUUCUUAUGAUGGAAAUAUUAAAUUUUGGAAUUCUAGAGAUUGGAGUUUGCAUUCUGUUUAUGAGAUAUAGGAUACAAAAGUAAUAUAUAUAUAAAAAUAUAUAUUUUAGCAUACUUCAGUUUGUAUAACAGAUGAUAUAAAGACUAUGAUUACUACAGGAUUAGAUAGGAAAUUUGUAAUUUGGUAAUGA
Paramecium primaurelia is the source of this 1542-nucleotide messenger RNA. The record is from the annotation of a GenBank genome assembly. NCBI's taxonomy places the organism in Eukaryota, Ciliophora, Oligohymenophorea, Peniculida, Parameciidae.